This is a messenger RNA of Mesocricetus auratus (golden hamster), 2023 nucleotides long. RefSeq names its product DNA replication and sister chromatid cohesion 1 (gene Dscc1). Gene Ontology annotation, biological process: maintenance of mitotic sister chromatid cohesion; mitotic sister chromatid cohesion. The record is from RefSeq and is a predicted model, not a curated record. The transcript has 9 exons. NCBI's taxonomy places the organism in Eukaryota, Metazoa, Chordata, Mammalia, Rodentia, Cricetidae. Gene Ontology annotation, cellular component: nucleus; Ctf18 RFC-like complex; chromatin. Bases 152 to 1345 code for a protein of 397 amino acids.
CCAUGGUCUGGGCUCUCCUCCGUUGAUCGCUGACUGGGAUUUGCAGCUGCAUCUCAUGGAGGCAUUUCCUCAGCCGAGGCUCCUUCCUCUGAUGAAUUAGGCUUGUGUCAGCUUGACACACAAAACCAGCCGGUACACAGACACAUCUUUGAUGGCAAGCACAAAGUGCACUCUUAGAAGACAACGCUCUAUACUUUCGAAGCGCACCCUCAGAUGCGGACUUCCUCCAGCAAGACUACGCCUCCUAAACCUCCCCCCAAAUAGUGCCACCAGCUGCGGACCAGUGUUCAAGUGCCUGAACCCGGGGGUGUGGUGGGGGUGGGCUUCUCUUUCGAAGUGCCAGAGUUUUGUGAUCCGAGGUGACAAAGACGAACAAGCUGUGCUGUGUAGUCAAGACAAAACCUACGACCUGAAGAUAGCAGACACAUCCAAUAUGCUGCUUGUCAUCCCUGGCUGCAAGACGGCAGAGCAGCUGAAGAGGGAGGGAACGCAGGGAAACAUUGUUCACACUGAGAUCUUUGGUUUCUCUAACAAUUACUGGGAGUUGAGAAGAUGCAGACCUAAACUAAAAAAGCUAAAGAAACUUCUGAUGGAAAAUACCUAUGAAGGCCCCGACAGUCAUAAAGAAGAAGACCCAAGCCGCUCAAAAUAUACAACUGAAGAUUUGCUUGAUCAAAUUCAGGCAAGCGAGGAAGAAAUAAUGGCCCAGUUACAAGUCCUAAAUGCCUGUGAGAUUGGAGGUUAUUGGAGGAUUCUUGAAUUUGAUUAUGAGAUCCAACUUCUGAAUCAUGUGACUCAGCUUGUGGAUUCCGAAUCUUGGUCUUUUAGUAAAGUUCCCUUGAAUGUGUGCCUGCAGGAACUUGGACCUUUGCAGCCAGAGGAAAUGAUCGAACACUGUCUUAAAUGCUAUGGAAAGAAAUAUGUGGAGGAAGAUGAAGUUUAUUUUGAAUUGGAUGCCGACAAAAUAUGCAGAGUGACGGCUGAGAUGCUGUUGCAGAACGCUGUGAAGUUUAAUCUAGAUGAGUUUCAGGAAGUGUGGCAGCAGAGUGUCCCCGAGGGAAUGACAACUUGUCUUGAUCAGCUCAAGGGCUUAGCACUGGUGGAUAGAAACUCAAGACCAGAAAUCAUAUUUUUGCUCAAAGUAGAUGAUUUGCCUGAGGGAACACAGGAGCGCUUCAAUAGUCUGUUCUCUCUAAGAGAAAAGUGGACGGAAGAAGACAUCGCUCCGUAUAUCCGGGAUUUGUGUGGAGAGAAGCAAUCUAUAGGUGUGUUACUUACCAAAUUUUGUCGUUCUUCUGUGCAAAAUGGCGUGAAAGUUUAUAAUUCAAGAAGACUCAUUUCUUAAGAGAAUGGCACACCUUUUGGGUGGGGGACUAAAUUACUUUAUAAAGUUCCUGGAUAUAAUCAAAGAAGACUCUCUUUCAUACUUCUACUCCUGAGUUUUUUUAAAGAUUAAAUUUUACUUAUGAUUAUUGUAAAUGUACAUGAUGCGUGCAUGAGUACAUAUGCCACAACAUGUAUGUUGAGAUCAGAGGACUUCCCUGUAGUCUUUUUUUUCUCCUCCCACCUUUCAAGUUCAGAGGUCAAAUUCAGAUCGCCAGCUUCACUCAGCAAGCACCUUUACGUGCUGAGCCGCCCCGUUGGCCCUACCUAUUGUUGGCUUUUAAAACCAACUCUUUGAAUACCUUCUUCUCCUCUUCAGCAUUUUGAAACUAGUACCAUCUCCAGUACAACGAGAUAUCUGCAUAUUCUUCAGUGUACAUCUGUACAAUGCUCACUAAAUUCAAGUGCAAAAAGUUAAAACUGGAUGGUGGUGGCGCACGCCUUUAAUCCCAGCACUCAGGAGGCAGAGGCAGGCGGAUCUCUGAGGUUGAGGCCAGCCUGGGCUGCAGAGGAAGUCCAGGGCUACAUAGAAAAACCCUGUCUUGGAAAAAAAAUCUGUAUUUAUUUUAUCUUGAAGCCUGUAAGAUUCUAUGUGUAGAAAGUUCUGCUUUUUACAUAUAAACUCCAUGUCUUUAAUUAA